Molecule: messenger RNA, 488 nt
Organism: Spizellomyces punctatus DAOM BR117
Lineage: Eukaryota; Fungi; Chytridiomycota; Chytridiomycetes; Spizellomycetales; Spizellomycetaceae
Exons: 2
Coding region: 131-400 (89 amino acids)
Source: RefSeq, a predicted model, not a curated record
GUGCGGAGAAAAUGGAAGAGAAGCAUUGGAAGGGAGUUUGAUCGAUGACACGUAAAUGUGACGUGGGUGCGGUGAACCAUUUAUAAAAGCCCAGAUCCUGGCCAAAAGCCCCAGUAACUAUCAAGCCAAAAUGUCCGACGCCGGCCGCAAGAGUAUACACACGCAUUUAGCAGAAAACCUCACACCCGACUUCCUCAAGAGCCAGGAGAAGCAAAACGCGCAACUCAAGAGUGGUCAGGAAGAUGAUGCCAUCGGUCGCAAUACUCCGCAGAACGAGAAAGGCAAAGUUCAGAAAGUUUGGGACAAGAUUCAAGGCAAUGUCCCCAAUGCUUCUGGAAAUGAGCCUGGAAACAUUCUUGCCGGCGGCCCUACUACAGGACACAGGGAGGACCUAAAAUAGUAGCAUCGCAGAGAUUCUCGUCCAUAUAUCAUGUACAUUUUCAAUCAAUAAGAACACAAUAAGAGUAAAUCAAUGCUUUCCAACGUAA